Messenger RNA from Suricata suricatta (meerkat), 6273 nucleotides. RefSeq names its product OTU deubiquitinase 3 (gene OTUD3). The record is from RefSeq and is a predicted model, not a curated record. The transcript has 9 exons. Gene Ontology annotation, molecular function: cysteine-type deubiquitinase activity. Gene Ontology annotation, biological process: protein deubiquitination. NCBI's taxonomy places the organism in Eukaryota, Metazoa, Chordata, Mammalia, Carnivora, Herpestidae. The coding region runs from base 99 to 1430 and encodes 443 amino acids.
UCCGUCGCUCGCGUCGCUUGGCUUUCUUGACACCUGAGACGGCCGCCCGGCGGUCCUGCGGCUUUCCGUCUUGCCGCUGCGGGCCGCAAACUGCGGCCAUGUCCCGAAAGCAGGCGGCGAAGGGCCGGCCGGGCAGCGGCAGCCGGAAAGCCGAGGCCGAGCGCAAGCGGGACGAGCGGGCGGCGCGCCGGGCACUGGCCAAAGAGCGGCGGAACCGAUCGGAGUCCGGCGGCGGCGGCGGCUGCGAGGAGGAGUUCGUCAGCUUCGCCAACCAGCUGCAGGCCUUGGGGCUGAAGCUGCGGGAGGUGCCGGGGGACGGCAAUUGCCUGUUCAGAGCGCUUGGUGACCAGUUGGAGGGACACUCACGAAACCAUCUCAAGCACCGCCAGGAGACAGUGGACUACAUGAUAAAGCAGCGGGAGGACUUUGAGCCCUUUGUAGAGGAUGACGUUCCUUUUGAGAAACAUGUGGCCAGUUUGGCAAAGCCUGGCACAUUUGCUGGCAAUGACGCAAUAGUAGCCUUUGCAAGAAAUCAUCAGUUGAAUGUGGUGAUUCAUCAACUUAAUGCCCCUUUGUGGCAGAUCCGCGGCACAGAGAAGAGCAGCGUGCGGGAGCUGCACAUCGCGUAUCGGUGCGGAGAGCACUACGACAGCGUGCGGAGGCUCAACGACAACUCGGAAGCGCCCGCCCGGCUCCAGACCGAGUUUCAGAUGCUCCAUCAAGAUGAAUCAAAUAAAAGGGAAAAGAUGAAGACGAAGGGAGUUGACUGUGAAGAGGACCUGCGAGAUGAAGUGGAAGAUGCCGUCCAGAAAGUCUGCAGUGCGACUGGGUGUUCAGAUUUUAACCUGAUAGUCCAGAACCUGGAAGCUGAAAAUUAUAAUAUUGAAUCUGCAAUAAUUGCCAUGCUUCAGAUGAACCAGGGGAAAAGAAAUAGUCUGUCUUUGGAAGAUGCAGAGGAGAGCCUGGAGUCCAGCGGCCGAGCGCCCAAGCCGUGUGGCCCUCUGUGGGAGGAGGGUGGCAGCGGCACGAGAAUCUUUGGAACUCAGGGCCUCACUGAAGGCAGGACUGAAAACAGUAAGGAGCGGGCCAGUCCGAGCGAAGAAAAUAAAACAAAUAAAAACCAACUCCCUAAGGCUUUUUGUGACUUGUCCAAUGCCUCCCAAAGGGGUUGCUCGUCUCCCUCCCCGCCCCUGCCCCUGCCAGUAGUAUACGGCGCCGUUCUUCUUACUCAAUAUGGAAUUUACGUUAAAGACUUCCACCACGCGGUUCUGAGCUCGAAACACAGCAUGAUGGGAAAAGCCACAGGCAGAGGUCACCAACAAGCAGAGGAGGGAGCAGCAGCGACUGGACAAGAAGAAGCGGCAGGAGGAGAGGCACCGUCUCAAAGCCCUGGAGAGCAGGAGCGGCCACAGGGACAGCAGCCGGGGUGAAGCAGAGGCCAACACGCAGGUCACCUUGGUGAAGACCUUUGCUGCUCUCAACAUCUGACUCUGGCCCUCUGGGGGCUGCGAGAAGCGAGUGGAAAACGGAGAGCCAAGCUCCAGGCUUUUCCAGCGAGGCCGGCCUCUCACGGACGAAAACAACCCACAGAGCUCACACACAGGCUCACGCUCUGACUUAGUUUCCUUCAAGCUGCCUCUUUUUUGUUCAGACUUUUGGUAGUGAUGUGUUUUAUUUUAUGAAAGUUCAGUGAAGCCAUUCACGUUCUAUAAUUAAAAUACUGAGUUCUAGGGUUGGAGAGUGAGUUCAGGAAAAACCUUUUAGGUGUGCUUUCAUUUGCCCCCAAAAAUCAGAGUUCAGUGACCCUGGGAUUUUUUCCUUAACACUGGGGUGAGUUUUGCUGUAAUUGUUCAUGAAGUAGUUUAGAUUAAUGGCUAGAAAUUCAGAAUGACAAGUUUCCUUUGUGUCUCUUUCAUUUUCCAGCAGAUAUUCACAGACUGGAUAGUUUAUAAACGAUCUCUAACUCAGGAACACAUUUAGAUUUAGUUUUCUACUAAUCCAAGUUAAUCAGAAAUUACUUCAGGAAGUGUUUUCCCAAAGCGAUAGGAAAGGAGGGGGCUGCAGCCGUAGUCAGGGUGGAAAAUUAAACAGCUGCUCCUUCCUGAGUCCCAUGUUCUUCCAGAUGGGAUGCAGGUGCUGUGAGUCUGUCUGCACUCAAGCCCUGGGGUGAGUACGCCUGACUGCUGACUCGGCCUGGACCUCGCUGAAAGAGCGAUAGUGUUGUUGAGUUUUUGGUACUUGUUUCUCGACAACGAGAAGGUGGCAUGUUAUUGCUUAUGAAGGAAUUCUGAGAUUCUGAUGGUCUGGAGGGCGGACGCCGUUGGUGUAAAGGGAAAAAUCAAGAGAUUCCUGAGUCAUAACGAAGAGUCUUAAAGAGUUCCUUGAUUUUGUAGGGGCAGAAGCUCUGGAGAAUAAGGUUUUUCAGGUUCACAUUUUAAGUGACUGUAUUUCCUUCCUUGCUGCACUGGACUUAGAUGCCUUCAGAGAAGUCAUUUGACCUGUUGUUCAAUUCUCUCAGUACUGUGAACAUGAAAUCCUGUAAGAUGCUGUGUCUUUCUUUCCGUUCAAGCCCUUUUGGGGAUAUUGAUGUUGGAAAAGCUCUCCGGCGUUCUAGUAAUUGCCAGUGACCUAGGUUAGCCCAACAGGGCGGAGGCCAUUGAAUGACUCCACAGUUCUGAUGUGGAUUUGGGUCGUGGAGAGAGGUCAUUCCUAAAACUGGUAGAUGGAUGUGAGCUCUCAGACUGUGAUACACAGAGUGGCCGGUCGUGGACAGUCCUUGCCUUUUAGCGACCCAGCAUUUGGACAAAUAAAAUCUGCUGAAUCAAAAGGUAAAUUAGUUACUUUGCCACUCAGAUCUCAAAAUUAGAGAAGCUCCAAGGGGAGGGGAAACGAUACAGACGUUCUGGCUGUAUAUACGUAUCCCUGUCUGGGCCGCCCUGGAUUCGUUGAAUUGUCUCUGUCAGAAGGCGAUUAGUUUCCUUCGGUUGUGAUGAUGUGUUUUAAUGUUUUGUUUGUUUGACUUGGGUGACUUUCUGUAGUUGGAGCCUCAGUAGUUUCCCGGAAUUGCUCUCAGGACAUUGCCGUUGGGGCUACUUCCUGGUCCAGUCCAUUGUGAUGUUUAGCAGGUUUAGAAACAGUGCAGAAUUUUUUCUUGGCACGUUGCAGAGUUCUGAGCAUGACGUCCGGACGAGUGAAGGGUCUCUGUCGCCUCACUGUGUCCAAGAGCGUGAGAUCCAGGGCUGAAGCAUCUCUCGUUCUCUUGGCUUUUGAAUCUGGACCCAGUCCUCACUGCCCCUGAUCUUUUCUGAGUGAAUGGUCUUUCUUGUCUGUCUCGUACGGGGAGAGUGCAGGAGACCAGAGUCUUUCCACAAGAUCGAGACUGUGUACCAGCAACUCAGCAGCAUUAGGAGCCCGAAAUAGCUUAAGGGAUACCCCUUGUCAGAAGCACUAGAACUGCUUUAUGUACCUGGUUCAUGCAGGAGGCCUUGGGCCCUGUUGGGUUUUGAGAAGCUGCUGAAAAGUUAAUUCAGUAAUAUCAGGCACACUUAUAUACAAAUUACCAACUUGGGAUAAUAGGCUUCAGCAUUUCUGGGGUAAAAUAACAACAGUUUUAAAAACUAAUCAUAUGGCUUUGAUAAUUUUAUUACCACUUCAUAGUUUUCCAGUUAGAAUUGGUCUGUGUUUAAUAAGUUAAUUAUUAGGAACAGGGUACAUGUAUCCAGCUCUAGAGCUCUCUUCUAGCUAAGGGUUUGAAUUUAGACUUUACUGCCUCAGUCUCCCUGAAGUGUGAGGUCAUAGAAUCCAUAUGCUUAGUUGCUUUGUAGAUGUUUGAAAACUACGUUAUUGGCAGCCGGCAUGGAGGUGCAGGCGUGGGUUUAGUUCGGGGUAACCGCUGUCGGCGGCGGUGCCCUCGAUGGUAACUCACGUGCACGCUGUGUUACGUCUGGGCUGUGAGAGGUUUACAUUACAGCGGAUUGUCUCGGGAGCUCUUAGGGGGAUCGGGAGAAAGGAGAUGGGGCGGUGGUCUGUAGCUGCCUUCUAGUCUUAUAAACUGUAUAUAAAGGUUUUAUGGAUUUUAAAACGAUUUUUUAAAGGUCAAAAUAAAUAAAAUUUUAGUGGCGACAGCUUUGUACUGGAGAGGUAGAUGUAUUAAAGCAACAUAGAACCGCGUGUUCUAGAUAAUGUAGUUGCCCUCAGGAGAUAUUAGAGAGAGCCUGUCCGUAUAUGUAACCUUGGAGCAGUGUGAACAUGUGCUUUUAGGAGCAGAGCUGGGGCGAGGGAUUGUGGCAGAAAGAAGGAUCUUGACUGGCAGCUGAGGCUGUUGUCUGUAGUUUCUUUUAUAAGCUCUGAAAACCCUUCCACACCCGUUUUGAUCCCAAGGGCGCAUGAAAAGGGGUCCCCCUGUGAGGCAGCCCAGGUGGGCGCAGCGGGGACCCGUGGGCAGGUCAUGUGUAGCGCUCUGCCGUGCCUCCCUGGGGUUUACACCGUGCGAGGACACAGUCCUGGGGGGGAAGGGCCGUGCUGAGUGGGGGAGAGCCGCUCACGUGUGCAGCAGGUGUCAGGUGGCCGCCAGCACGGAACUACACGCGCAGCGAGUCCCUGUCGUCAAUGUGCAGUUUCUCUCGUUCUGAGAAACUCCAGACUCCGCCUGGGUUUUACUGGGUCGGCACAGAAUGCUGUCAGUUUACCUCUGUGAGAUGUUCCCCUCGAAUGUGCAGUCGGGGACAGGAAACUUGGAUUUCUAGUCAGAGUCCCCACCAGUCUCUGAACAAGAGGGCCUUUGCGGGAGGGAGGAAAACGGUCUCUUGGUUUCCGUGUGGCCCAUCUGUGGCCCGCUCGACUCUCGUUUCGGGCAGGCGCAUAGCUCUUCACCUCUUUACCUUUUUACCUCAAGGCUCUGUCUGUAGCAAACGUUUCGAUUCAGGGCCUGACGCAGUUUUUCUGUUUUGCCAUCUUCAUUCUUCACCAGUUCGCCCAUCUCAGCUUUCCGAACAGGUGUUGCUGAGACCCUGGGCCUUCCGACAGUUGUUCUGGGUGAUUCAGUAAUGGCACUUUUUACGAGGCAUGUUUCCCGGACUCUAGAGCAAAGUGUCUUUUCCCACUGAGGCUGAGGCGAAGAUCUAGACUGUAUAUUUAUGGCGCAUCUUCUGCCCUCACAUACUAGAGGGGGCCUGGACCGCAAGUGUGGAGCGGAGAUGGUGGCCCGCGGUCACAAAGUGCUUACACCGCAGGGGGCGCUCCGUGUGCACCCUGGAGCCCGCCCCAGCCAGCGCUCCCCGUGACCUCAGACUCUCAGCCACCUCUUCUGAGCUCGCUGUCUGGUCUCUCUAGCCUGGCUGGGGUGCCCGGUAGCUUGGAAGGAGGUUUUGCAUCCUUGCCGAGUUCCUUCAGAAGGGGCUGCGGUCCGGGAAGAGUGUCCCCAUAGAAGCACGAACUUCCUGCACGGUGGCCUUUUCAGCAGGGCAUCUCUGUGAUGCGAAAGUGCCGCUCGCUGUGGCUGUCGGGGGCGGUGACGGCCCCUGGACGGAACCGCUGUGGUCCACCCUGCGUGCGUCAGCCGCCAGUGGGCCGCCGUGGCCAGCCGUCGUGACGAGCUCGGCCUGUGGUUUGGUCCCCUGGCGGGUCCCGAGGCCAAACCCUGAGGAAUGCCAGCGUCUUCACACUCUUGUCAUUCAUUUUCCGUGGCAGGAGGGGCCCGUGGUCUCCCCGGCCACCCUUCCAGCAACCUCCAUGAGCACCGAGCUCAGUGAGAAGAAGGAGGGGCCCGGGAGUUAGACGUCAGACCUACGCCUUCCUCUUGCUGACGAGGUGCUGCUGGGCGCGAACCCCCUUGGGAGGGCGGGCCGGUGUCUCUGCAGAGCACGAGGGGGCCUUGGCAGGCUCAGGAACCUUCUCUUUUUUCUAAUUGCACUAUACUUGUUCCAGCUUCAGUCCGGAGACACUUAAGACCUCUGUGGGGUCAUGACCCAUAGACUUAGCAAGUCUUGCCUUAUCUGUGGAGCUUGACAGGGAGAAAUGUGACCGCUGUCUAAUGUCCAUAGUUCAUUUCCUCUCGGCUCUCUCUUUCCACAGAUUGUGUUCAUCGAACCAUUUUAUUUUAUUUUUUUUACCAGAGUACUGUACUUGGCUAUUUGCAGUGUUUUCAAAACCAAAUGUUUCCUUUUUUUUGUGUUUUUAAUCUUCAAUACUUGGUGCAAUAGAAGCUGCAAAGAUGUGCCACUUUAUCUACGACACGGGGUUUUGUACGCCAAUAAAUUCUAGUUUAAAGACAAA